Messenger RNA from Hevea brasiliensis (rubber tree), 1112 nucleotides. RefSeq lists its product as uncharacterized. The coding region runs from base 285 to 776 and encodes 163 amino acids. Lineage: Eukaryota; Viridiplantae; Streptophyta; Magnoliopsida; Malpighiales; Euphorbiaceae. The transcript has 2 exons. The record is from RefSeq and is a predicted model, not a curated record.
UUUUAAACCAGGUCAUUACAAAGAAAAGGACAGCCUAGGAGCCACCAUUAUUGCUUUUUUCAUUGCUUUGAUUCUUCUUCUUCUUCUUCUUCUAUGCACCGUGUGAAACCCCUUUAUUUGUUCUAUCUUUAAGAGCUGCUUGCCGUGAACUGCGGUUGCUUAUUUGCGGCCUACCUACUUAAAGCUUUCGAAAUUCUUCCUCGAUUAGCUGUCGGCGAGCAUCGACAUUUUUGUUGCCUGGCACCGUCAAAGCCACGAUUGUAGCUAUUGACCAGUGUGAUUCAAUGGAGAAAUCAGCGGUUGUCAAGGACAAUUAUCUCAACGGGAAUCAAUUUCACUCGUUUUCUUCUUCCUCUGCUUCUCUUAGAGACGUUAACUACAGCUGUGGCAGUUGUGGAUAUGAGUUGAACUUAAGCUCCUCCAAUCGAAACACCUCAACUAUUGGAUCUAAAUAUGGGAAAUCAAUAAAACGAGGGAUAAUCUCAUUCUUUGACAUUGAUGAGAGCAGAUUUACUCAGGCUGAAGAAUUCCAAUGUAUUCCUAACUUUUCGAAAAAUUCCUGGGGUUUGUUUCGCCGGAGAACCAAACUUCUUUGCCGUAAAUGUGGCAAUAAUAUUGGAAUUGCUUAUGAAGAUGAAACUUCUGCUUAUCCACUUGUAUCAGAUGGUUCAGAUUUAUCGUCAGUUAAUGGAUCCAAACAUCAAAAAUAUGAUGUUAAAAUCCGUGCAUUACAGCCCUCAUCUGUUGAUCGGUCUGGCAUUCGACUUUCUGUAUAGUGUGUUGCCGCCAGUCUUUGAAUAAUUUAUGUUAAUUGAAUUUGAAGGGUAUCAAUCACUCAAUAACUAUAGCAAAAGUUCUCUUGUGAUAUAUUCAGGUAUACAUGUUUUGAGUCCUCUUUUAUUUUUUGUUUAUGCAAUUAUCUUCAUUUUUUAGAUGUUUAGUUGGUGCUUGUAAAGAGCAGUAUUAGGAAAUGAACUAAAAAGAAAGCAAGUGUGGAGUCUGAAGGGAGUUGAGGGGUUGAGGAAAGUUCAUAAACCCUUUUGAGAUUUUAUUUGUAUAAUAAUAGUGUGAUAUCUGGAAUUUUUCUAAAUGAAUGAGUAGAUUUUGGAGAA